AAUCCCAGUCUCAACCAGCUGUUAAACAACCCAAAACCUAAAUUAACUGUACGUAUAUAUAUAUAUAUUCAGUUUGUGUUCCGUUGUUCCUAGUAUAGUAGGAGCCUACCCAGGAAGAGGAGAAAGGUUCCCCGGCCCUCAGAUGACGAUGCCGAUUGAGGAAACGUCAGAGAGCAUGAAGAAUAAGUUGUUACAAAUGGCCAUGGAAGGCGCAUGGGAUGAAGUUGUGGAGAUAUAUGGAAGCAACCAAGAGGCUCACAAUCUCAAGAUCACCAGGUCAGGGGACACCGCAUUACACAUAGCUGUCUCCGAUGGCCAAGAAGAGAUAGUGAAAAAACUUAUAGCAAAAAUUUCCCAAGCAGAAAGGAAGAAGGCUCUUACAAUUGGAAACGAGCAUGGGAAUACUCCUCUUCAUGCUGCUGCAUCAAUUGGGAAUGUGUGUAUGUGUCAAUGCAUUGCCCAAGUUGAUCCAGCAUUGGUGGGUGCUCGUAACACGGUCAGCGAAACCCCAUUAUUCUUGGCAGCGUUCCAUGGUAAAAAGGAAGCCUUCCUUUGUCUUCUCAGAAUCUGUGGUCGCUAUGCUGGCUAUGAAUAUUCCAAGAAGAAAAAUGAUGGCGAGACUAUUCUUCACUGUGCCAUAGCUGGAGAAUAUUUUGAUUUGGCAUUUCAAAUAAUUCAGUUGUAUAAAGAUCAGGCGGAAAAAAUGGACCUAGUAAACUCUGUGAAUCAGGAAGGAUUCUCACCGCUCCAUCUGUUAGCGAGCAAGCCUUCUGCUUUCAGAAGUGGUAGCCACCUUGGACGAUACUACAAAAUCAUUUAUCACUGCAUAUGGGUUGAUGAGCUCCAGAUGGACUCAACAAUAAACAAGCUCAUUCACGAUGACAAGGACGAGGACUAUGAUAAAGGACAUCCCCAAGGAGACAAAAAGAGUUCGAAUAAUGCGGACUCUUUGGAGUAUCCGGAGAACUACAGAACAUGCAUAAGUCUCUUUGAAUGUUUUUGGAAUGUGGUUCGAGAUGCCAUGGGAUCCCGGCGGAACAGCCACCGCUACCGCUCUCAAAAUUAUGUGGUUCGAAAGGUUGAAAUCACAGGAGAGAAUGGAGCUCAAACGGAUGCAGACCUUGAAAGCCAUGCAGGAUCCAAAGUCACCAAUGGAGCUCGGAGGCAACUACUUCCACCUAAUUACGUCACCUGUUUUGCAUUUCUCAAGCUUACAUACAAGGCAAUGGUGGUCGUUCUUGGACUAGGAUCUACCGAGAUAAGAAAGAUACAGGCUAAGAAAGAGAAGCACAAAUGGUCCGUUCAAAUCAUGAAGGAACUUCUUGAACAUGCUUCCACGAACGAAUAUGGCAACACUGGGACGACCCCUCCAUUAUUGGCAGCAGACGGCGAGACACGUCCUUAUACUAUUGCUGAAGGAAGCGUCGACUACAGCAACAUUUUCUCGGAAGAUCAGCAGAAGCCAAAUAAUCUGACCCCUGAAUCUUCAGAAGCUAACCAAAGAUACAAAAGCAAGGAAAUCGAGGGUAGGCCAAAGAACGAGACUACCAUAUUAAUUGCAUCUAAAGCUGGCGUCACGAACAUUUCGGAGAGCAUCCUGGAACAUUUUCCGGUUGCCAUACAAGACAUGAAUGCGGACAAGAAGAAUAUAAUGACGUUGACGGUGCAGAACAUGGAGACGAGAAUGCAAAAGGGAGAGACUCCCAUAUUAAUUGCUGCCAAAAAUGGUAUCACUGAAAUUGUGGAGGAAAUCCUGCAUCGUUUUCCGAUUGCCAUACACGACAUGAAUACAGAGAAGAAGAAUAUAGUGCUGUUGGCGGUGGAGCACAGGCAACCGCAUGUAUAUCAACUGUUGCUAAAAAGAAAUAUCCUGAGAGACAGCGUGUUUAGGGUAGUGGACAACGAAGGGAAUAGUGCCUUGCAUCUCGCGGCAAAGCUUGGAGACUACAAGCCCUGGCUAAUUCCCGGUGCUGCCUUGCAAAUGCAAUGGGAAAUCAAGUGGUAUGAGUUCGUCAAGGAGUCCAUGCCCCUCCACUUCUUUCCCCGCUACAACAAGCAGCGCAAGACCCCAAAAGACUUGUUCACCGACACCCACAGGAACCUCGUCGAAAAAGGCGGCGACUGGCUAAACAAAACCUCCGAGUCAUGCUCUGUCGUCGCUGCACUCAUUGCCACCGUUGCCUUCGCCACAUCCUCCACGGUCCCCGGAGGAGUCAAGCAGGACAGUGGCACUCCAACACUCGAGAACCAGCCCGCAUUCAACGUCUUCGCCGUCGCAUCACUCGUUGCGCUCUGCUUCUCCGUCACGGCCGUGGUCAUGUUCCUCGCCAUCUUAACAUCACGUUACCAAGAGAGAGAUUUUGGCAGGGACUUGCCCACAAAGCUCUUGGUAGGCUUAACGUCGCUGUUCGUUUCCAUAGCUUCAAUGCUGAUCUCGUUCUGUGCGGGACAUUUCUUUGUGCUAAAGGAUAAGCUGGCAUACGCAGCGUUUCCGGUGUAUGCAGUGACGUGCCUGCCGGUAACGUUUUUUGCUAUGGUGCAGUUUCCGCUCUAUGUUGAUCUUAUAUGGGCUACCUUCAAGAAGGUGCCACAACGUAGCUACAAGACGGUGCCUCUCUAACGUCUUUAGUCAAUUUGUUUCCUUUAACUUUUGUUUUUGUUUUUGUAUUUAUGGAUGUUAUCUUUCUUUCUGCGUGUUUGUGUGGGUGACCAAACAAACACGCAGAAUAAGGAUGUGUGCGUAUUUAUGGAUGUUAUCUUUCUUUCUGCGUGUCCGAGUUGAAAUUAAUGUUGGACAAGAAUAAGGGUGGGGGCAGACAUUUUAAUGG
Alnus glutinosa is the source of this 2828-nucleotide messenger RNA. RefSeq lists its product as uncharacterized. The record is from RefSeq and is a predicted model, not a curated record. Gene Ontology annotation, molecular function: protein binding. Bases 143 to 2620 code for a protein of 825 amino acids. Lineage: Eukaryota; Viridiplantae; Streptophyta; Magnoliopsida; Fagales; Betulaceae. The transcript is spliced from 9 exons.